AUGGCUUUCUUGAUGCCUGUGUUGUUGAGCAAACGAAAUCUAGACAUGUUUAUUAGCAGUGUCUUCUGGUUGCUGCUGCUUAGUUGUAGCUUCAGCUUUGGCGUUGAGAGCGAUAUCAACUGCUUGAAAAGUAUAAAAGCAUCACUUGAGGACACUUCAGGUUACUUAAACUCUUCCUGGGAUUUCAGCAACAACACUGAAGGCUUCAUCUGCAACUUUCUCGGGAUCGAGUGUUGGCACCCUAAUGAGAGCAAGGUUCUGAACAUCAAGCUUUCAAACUUGGGACUAAAAGGUCAGUUCCCACGGGGCGUAGAAAAUUGUACAAGCUUAACAGGUUUAGAUCUUUCAAGAAACAGGCUCAGUGGAGAUCUUCCUCAUGAUAUCGAUAGAAUCCUUACGUUUGUUACGUCUCUUGAUCUCUCUUCCAACAGCUUCUCAGGGCCAAUCCCAGCGAAACUUUUCAACUGUAGCUAUAUGAAUGUGCUCAAGCUUGAUAACAACCAGUUCUCAGCGGACAGUUAUGCAAACAAUCCUGGACUUUGUGGAUACCCCCUCAAGCCUUGCCCAUCAAUAUCUCAAAUGAAGUCCUUGAAUGUGGUUACGGUUUUCAAGUCGAAUGGUGUAAUUAUGGUGGCAGCAGCUGGUUAUGUGCUUAGCAAACUGCACAGGCGUCACGCAUCUUUCGAGCAACAAUCUGCAGGCCAAAUCCCAGACCUUCCCAACUGUACGUGGCUCAAUCUGCUCAAGCUUGACGACAAUGCGUUUAACUUCCUAGGCUUAAGAAACUCAGUGUGGCCCACAAUCUUCUGUCUGGGCCGGUCCCACAGUUCGUUUAUGGGGCUGCUUCAAUUGGAGCGCAGAGUUAUAUGAUCAAUUUCGGACUCUGUGGGGGCCCACUUGCCAUGCAACUCAUCUUCAAGUCCGAGAAUGAUGUUGCUAUUGUUAAAUUUAGUGAGUUGCUAUCUCUUUCAAUCAUAGUA
Molecule: messenger RNA, 980 nt
Organism: Prunus avium (sweet cherry)
Lineage: Eukaryota; Viridiplantae; Streptophyta; Magnoliopsida; Rosales; Rosaceae
Product: probably inactive leucine-rich repeat receptor-like protein kinase At5g48380
Molecular function (GO): protein binding
Source: RefSeq, a predicted model, not a curated record